Phycomyces blakesleeanus NRRL 1555(-) is the source of this 354-nucleotide messenger RNA. RefSeq names its product CCHC-type zinc finger transcription factor. Bases 1 to 354 code for a protein of 117 amino acids. The record is from RefSeq and is a predicted model, not a curated record. Gene Ontology annotation, molecular function: zinc ion binding; nucleic acid binding. NCBI's taxonomy places the organism in Eukaryota, Fungi, Mucoromycota, Mucoromycetes, Mucorales, Phycomycetaceae. The transcript is spliced from 2 exons.
AUGGAUUUCGAUGAUAAUAUGACGUUCUUGACCACUUGGCUCAAUAUGGGAGUCCAUUGCACUCUAUGUCAAACUAUGGGUCAUGACUAUGACAACUGUCACAAUCCACCAAAAGAAACUUACUUGUGCUAUGGCUGCCAUCAGGUUGGCCAUUUUUGCUCUAAAUGUCCUCGUGCUGCUGAAGUGGACAACCCAUACAAAUGGGAUUACAAGGCGAACUUAGUUGAUAGGGAAACACUCCCUGCUGAUGAUCUCAUGCUCACCAUUGACAACUUGGCAGAGGUGGAGACAUACUUUGAGAAAAACUGCGAAGACGACUCUAUGAAGGGUAUUGAAGAAACUAUCCUCCAAUAA